AUGAAACAAAAAGAGCAGAGUGGAGUGAACACCCUAAAGUUUGCGCAGUCUACCUCACAGGACUGUAAAGCUGCAGCAGAGCCUCGCGUCUGUCAGAGCCACAGCCCACGGUCGGACCACUGGGAUCCUGAUGAAGAGAACAUCCAAACAUCUGCAGAGGGAGGGACCGCGGACACUCGGUACCUCUCUAACCCAUCCAUCGCUCUACUCCUCCCCACAGGCCGCACCGUGGAGGAGGCACCGUGCGGUCACUGA
Knipowitschia caucasica is the source of this 255-nucleotide messenger RNA. Lineage: Eukaryota; Metazoa; Chordata; Actinopteri; Gobiiformes; Gobiidae. The record is from the annotation of a GenBank genome assembly.